AUGGCAAGACCAAUCGAUGUUAGUCAGCUGAUUGCUGGUAUAAACAAGAAAAAAGGACUAGAUGAAAAUACAUCAGGUAAAAUCAGCAAGCCUAGGUUUUUGAAUAAACAAGAAAGAUCUAAGCAAGAACGUUUGAAGGAGAACGAAGAGAGUUUGACGCCUACGCAAAGUGAUAGCGCUAAGGUGGAGAUUAAAAAGGUAAACUCUAGAGAUGACAGUUUUUUCAAUGAAACAAAUGAUAAGAAGAGAAAUCCAUCAAAGCAAAAUGGCUCUAAAUUUCACUUUUCUUGGAAUGAAAGCGAAGAUACUCUGAGCGGAUAUGAUCCUAUCGUUUCAACUAGAGCUAUAGAUUUGCUAUGGAAGGGAAAGACUCCUAAAAAUGCUGCAGAAUCUUCAUAUAUGGGGAAGCAUUGGACUGAGAAGUCCUUGCACGAAAUGAAUGAGAGAGAUUGGAGGAUACUAAAAGAAGACUACGCUAUUGUUACAAAAGGUGGGACAGUAGAAAAUCCAUUGAGAAAUUGGGAAGAGCUCAAUAUAAUACCAAGGGACUUGUUACGUGUUAUUAUACAGGAGCUGCGAUUUCCUUCACCAACUCCUAUUCAAAGGAUUACUAUUCCAAACGUUUGCAAUAUGAAACAAUAUAGAGAUUUUCUUGGUGUUGCCUCUACAGGUUCGGGUAAGACUUUGGCCUUUGUAAUACCGAUACUAAUCAAGAUGAGUAGGUCACCUCCAAGGCCACCAUCUUUGAAGAUUAUUGAUGGCCCCAAAGCGUUAAUUUUAGCUCCAACAAGGGAAUUAGUGCAGCAAAUUCAAAAAGAAACACAAAAAGUUACAAAAAUAUGGUCCAAAGAGAGCAACUAUGACUGCAAAGUAAUUUCUAUUGUUGGUGGACACUCCUUGGAGGAAAUUUCAUUUUCUCUAUCGGAGGGUUGUGACAUCCUGGUGGCCACUCCAGGACGUUUAAUUGACUCUUUAGAAAAUCACUUACUUGUGAUGAAACAGGUGGAGACAUUAGUACUAGAUGAAGCUGACAAAAUGAUUGAUUUAGGUUUUGAGGACCAAGUAACAAACAUUUUAACUAAAGUCGAUAUAAAUGCUGACUCUGCUGUGAAUAGACAAACCCUGAUGUUUACCGCUACAAUGACACCCGUUAUAGAAAAAAUUGCAGCAGGAUACAUGCAAAAGCCUGUUUAUGCAACCAUUGGGGUUGAGACGGGUUCUGAACCUUUGAUUCAACAGGUUGUGGAAUAUGCAGAUAAUGACGAAGACAAAUUCAAAAAGUUGAAGCCAAUUGUCGCUAAAUAUGAUCCACCAAUAAUAAUUUUUAUCAAUUACAAACAAACUGCUGAUUGGUUAGCAGAAAAGUUUCAAAAGGAAACCAACAUGAAGGUGACGAUUUUACAUGGUUCUAAAUCGCAAGAGCAAAGGGAACAUUCUUUGCAAUUAUUUCGCACCAACAAAGUCCAAAUCAUGAUCGCAACAAACGUUGCCGCAAGAGGAUUGGAUAUCCCUAAUGUUUCCUUGGUAGUCAAUUUCCAGAUUUCCAAAAAAAUGGAUGACUACAUCCAUAGAAUUGGUAGAACAGGUCGUGCAGCAAAUGAGGGCACUGCUGUCUCCUUUGUUAGUGCCGCUGAAGAUGAAUCAUUGAUACGUGAACUUUACAAAUACGUCAGGAAACAUGAUCCCUUGAAUAGCAAUAUCUUUUCCGAAGCCGUAAAGAACAAAUAUAACGUCGGCAAACAGCUCAGUAAUGAGAUUAUAUAUUAA
Molecule: messenger RNA, 1767 nt
Organism: Saccharomyces cerevisiae S288C
Lineage: Eukaryota; Fungi; Ascomycota; Saccharomycetes; Saccharomycetales; Saccharomycetaceae
Gene: PRP28
Product: mRNA splicing protein PRP28
Exons: 1
Coding region: 1-1767 (588 amino acids)
Biological process (GO): gene expression
Cellular component (GO): cytoplasm; nucleus
Molecular function (GO): ATP hydrolysis activity; nucleic acid binding; RNA helicase activity
Source: RefSeq, marked reviewed